UGGCGAGCGCUCACUUCGUUUACGGUCAUUUUGAAGUUUGGGAAUGUAUUUAGAGUGGAUUGCAUUGUUUAUAUUAUGCGAAAAACACUCAAAUUUUUGUUAAGUGUUGUGUAUAGUUAUGUGUGAAGAAUUAUGUGUAAGCCUAUACAUUUCGUGUUUCAUGAAUGAUUAAUUGAAUUAGUGCAACGCAAGAUGGACGAAUUGUCUAGGGGCAUGUCACAAACAGGAAGCACCACUGUAACUGACAAAACUCAAGAAAAUGAUGGUUCAUCUACGGCAGUGGUGUACGUGAGCGAGCUAUGUCUGGAGUGUGAGCGAGUGCGUGCAGCUUGCGAACGACUUGGUACCGUUUUAGCGGUUCCCGGGCCCGAAGGACUGCCCAUAUCCCAGCCUCCGCCCACACCACCAGCCUAUCUUGUAACCACACCAUUCGAUGGGGACCUAUUCGAUGCUGCACACAAGGCAAAAUACAGGGUGCUGGGUCCAACAGCGGUGCUUCAGCUCGCGGAGCGUGAGGAACCUCCGCCGGCCAACGCACGUCCUCUAUAUUCAUUGGCCAUGCGCGGAGCCGUCAUAUGUUUCUCGGGUUUUCGCAAGAAGGAUGAACUCACGUACCUGAUCACACUUAUACACUAUAUGGGGGGCUCUAUUCGCAAGGACAUGUCGAGUAAGGUGACGCACCUGAUUGCGGCUGCGGCGACAGGUGACAAGUAUCGAUACGCGUCGGGCUUCGGGCUUCCGGUGCUGGCGCGCUCGUGGGUUGACGCCUGUUGGGAGCGACGCGAUGACCCCGCGUGCUUUGCCACAGAUGAUAGUAUGAUUAAAGAGCACAAAUUGAAAGUUUUCGCGGGUGCUCGCGUGUGCUUCGUGGGGUUUCCUGAAGAUGAGACGCAGCACAUGGCUGAAGUUCUCGCCAGCAAUGGCGGUUCUUCUUGUCCUCUCGAUGAUCCUGAUUGCACUCACGUUGUUAUGGCCAAUGGGGAGACUUUCGGUCGUUCGCUUGUCCUUUCACCCCAUUCAAAUACCCCUAACACUUCAACAAAAGCUAUCCGUUCUACUCCCAAUAGACCUCAAACCACUCCAAAGAGCUCUCUGUACCGUAGAUUGUCGGCAAGACUAUCGGGUUGCCGGUCUAGUCCUAAUAAACAAAGUAAUGAAACGAAUGAAGAUGUUCUCAAAGAUGAGAGGGAAAAACGUUUACAAAUUGCACGAGACAGAAUUAGAAAUAGUAAAGGAAAUAAUUGUGAGAAUAAAAGUUACGAUGGUAACAGCAGUAUUAAUAAUAUAGAUAACACGUUUAUAGACGAUUUACGUUUAAGCUUUAACGAUAGAAAUCAAAGAAAUGAACAAAUAGAAUUACGAAAAUAUAAAACUAGUGACAAAGAAAAUAAACACAUGUCCUAUUUGCAUGGUACAAGAGGUCAUAUGAAAGAUAAAAGGGAAGUUUUUAAAAAUAAAUCUAUGAAUAUUUUUAAUAUCGUAGAUUGCUUAACAGAGACUGGAUCUCUGAAUUCUUCCCUUACCAAAAGUUUAUGCGAUUUAGAUUAUAAAGAUGAAACUGGUUUUUUAAUACCAACAUCGGUCGAAUGUAAAGCAUUACAAGAGUCUACAACAACAAUUUCUUCGGGAAAGAAAAGAAGUCGGAAUUCGACGGAUUCUAAUUUUCAAGUGAGCCCGGUAGAUGCAACUAAUUUAUCGCCAGAUAAAACGGAAGAAUCCACUUGGAAAUCUAUCAAACGACUAAAAAUUAAAGAUUCUUUCAAAUUCAAGAAUAGACCAACUAUAUUUAAACGCACAAAAAAAGAUUCCGUAACAAAGGUACCUGGAGAUAUUACAGUCGAGCCUGUGAGCCCAGAAAGCGUAAAACCGACUGAUCCAGCUGGAGAAUUUGUCGCUACAACUUCUUCCCCAAUCAGGGAAGACGAUGAUACAUCAAUUUGUUCAAUGAAUCUCAGUAAGCAAUCUGGAUUUUUUGAUAUUUCGUUCGCAUCGAUCCGUAGUUCUAAAACGGUCAAAUCUAAACUAAGAAGAAGUGUCAAGUCAUUUACGGCUUCUUUUAGAAGUGAACGAAAAAAGAAAUAUGAAAAGCGUGCCGAGCGUAACACAGUUGAAGUCGAUCCAUCUCACUUACCCUCAGAUUUAAAGAACGUUUCUACGCCUAAGAGGGAUUUAGAUGAUAUGCAUUUAGACAUAUCUCCCGUACAAGUCGAUACGGUCGAUAGCACCGACAUGAGAACUCCAACCAUUGAAACGCGGAAUUUCGACGAAUUGGACGAAUCCGCGAUAUUUAAGACACCACAAAGAGUGUGGUUGAGAACCCACCGUCAUUCUAUCUGUGGUAGUGCAGAAUUAAGGGCGAAGAGUGCCAGCCACCUCCCAGUGAGUACAGAGUGCUUCCCCCCUCCCCCGUCCCCGUGCCAGUCCGUCUCCGAUGCCCUGCGGGCCCGCGCCGUGCCGUCGCCCGCCUCGACGCCUCCCAUCCGCGACGCCCGCGCCAUUUCGCAAUGCCAUGGACUCUUGUUGCCGGUCGUGGACGAACACAAUACAGUCGUGGUGCCCGAUUGUUCCCUGCGCAUUCACGUAGUGAAAGCCGAAUGGUUCUGGGCGUCAGUUCAAAAUGAAGAAGCUCAAGACGAGAGAGAUUACCUGUUUAAAGACUACCUGGAGGAGGUGUCGCGGCGGUCGUCGGUGGGCGGGGCGGGCGCUGGGGGCGCGGGCGCGGGCGCGGGCGGCGCGGGGGAGGAGGGCGCGGCGGGCGGCGCGGGCGAGCGCGGCGCGGCGGGCGGCACGCCGGCGCAGCUGCAGCGCAUGCGCAAGCGCAAGCUGCGCGGUGGCGACGCGGCGCUGCACAAGCGGCGCUCCUCCGUCGGCGACGCGGUGCUGCUCAGCCUCUCGGGCAACCUGCUCGACUGCACGCCCUCGCCCGACGGCAAGCAGCUGCUCGAAGAAUCAGAAGUACCAGACAAUGUAGUUCGAAAGUUGAUGUCGCCACGCCAGCAAGUAUUUAUGGAACUGUUACAGACUGAAUCCAAUUAUGUUGGAAUACUUCAAACGAUAGUCACAAUGUUCAAGCAACCUCUUGAAGAGAUGGCUGAAGAAGACACAAACAAUGGCAAGAACCAAGCUCUUCUAAAUAAUACUGAGCUAAAAAUUAUAUUUGGAAACCUACCGCCUAUUUAUGAGUUACAUCAACGUAUGUUGGAAGAGCUUCGUUGGUCGCAAUCCCACUGGAGUGAGGAAGUGAGCAUCGGUAGACUAGUGCUCAAGUACACUCCUGACAUGGUGAAAGCCUACCCGCCAUUUGUUAACUUUUUUGAAAACACCAAGGAAAUGCUUCAACAAUGUGACCGUGAGAAUCCUAGAUUUCAUGCAUUCCUGAAAAUUUGCCAAACAAAGCCAGAAUGUGGACGGCAAAGCUUACAGGAACUCCUGAUUCGACCUGUUCAGCGACUACCUAGUAUUAGCUUAUUGCUGGAUGACAUAUUAAAGCACACGCACAAGAGCAACCCGGACCACGGCGCGCUGGUGUCGGCGCUGGCCGGCCUGCGCGAGGUGAUGUCGCACAUCAACGAGGACAAGCGCAAGACUGAGGGCCAGCUGCAGAUGUUCGACAUUUAUAACGACAUCGAUCAGUGUCCCGCUCAUCUAGUAUCGUCACAUCGAUCCUUCGUGUCUCGAUGCGAAGUCGUCGAAUUAUCCAAAGAACUCUCGGGUAGAGGGGACCACCUUGUACUGUUCCUUUUUACGGACACCAUGGAAGUUUGCAAGAAAAGAUCUAAGGCUUUCAACAGUAAAAGUCCAACAAACGGCACGGGCACUAUGAGGAUAGGUUCCAGCAAACCAUACCGUCACAUAUCGCUCAUGCCACUUAGCACCGUCAAGCGGGUCGUCGAUAUAAGAGAGGCUGAAGAUUGUCACAACGUUUUUGCGUUGAUGUGUCGAAGCAAUCAAGAACUAAAGGAGAAGCUAUACUCGUUCAUGAUAACAGACGAGGCUGUGGAUAAAGGACACUUUCUUCGACAGCUUUGCCGGCAAAUGGCUAAUACUGUCUGUAAAGCUGAUGCUGACAAGUUUCUAGCGUGCCUCGAGUCUCACCAGCUAGACAUCGAUACUAGCGACCUUGCACUAAGUACUCUCUCCAAAGUCUCCAAGUUCGCAGCUCGCACUAGAAUAAAGCUGGAGGCGCUGGCGGGGCUGGGCGGCUGGCUGCGCGCGGCGCCGUCGGCCGCGCUCCUCGACACUUGGGUAUUGCGCGCUCACUUACUACCACAGGUGGAGCGCGCGUUGUCGUUCAACAAGACGCCGUCAAAGCUGAAGCGCGCAAUGUCGUCGAUAAUAUCCCCGUUCGGAUCCACUUCGAGCCUCACGCCCGCGUCGCAGCAACUAGCGCAAAUGAGGCUUGCGAGUUGCAAUAAUAUUAAUGAGAUGGGCGGCAGCGGCGGUGGCGGGGAGGGCGGCGAGGUGCUGGUGGCGCCGCUGUCGGUGCAGCCCACGCGCAAGGCGACCGCCGGCGCCGCCGCCGCGCUGCGCCGCUUCUGACGCGCGCGCACCCGCCCCGCGCGGGACCACUAGCACCAGCAGUACCACCAGCAGUACCACUAGCAGUACCACUGUACUAGCGGGAGUUGUGCACGGAUAUCGUGGUUACAUUGCGGAGUUCGGAUUCCUGAGCGUUUUACCAGCGGGACGAUAGUCGGAAGUAUAAACAAUUUUGUGCUACGUAUAUCGUGCUGUAGCGCUGUAAAUCUGUGUAGUGCAGCUGGAGGGGGCUGGAAGAGUCUAAACUAAGUGUACGUAGCUUUUCGUGACGUCAUAUUGUUCCACGCUCGCCCUAUAGUGGUUGAGUGAGCGGGUGGCGGAUCGUAAUCCACGCGGAUACUAUUUAUAGCGGCCAAAUCGCUCUGACGAUGCAUCAAGUGUAGCUGCUUUCAAUGUUAGCGCCUGCUUCAUUGCAUAUUAUUCAGAUGCAUUCUUAGAGUGAAAUUUUUCCGUAUCCGUAAUGUGCUAGAAAUUAUUACUGGACAAAGUGGUGAAAACGUGAAUUUCGCUCGCACUUUAGCGCCCGACCCCAUCGUCGCGAAUAUUUCAAUGACAACAAUUGCAUGUCGAUUUAAUAGACAAGUAAUUAUUGUAGGAAAAGAGCAUCAAGCUAAAUAAAAUAAAAUCGUAUACUAAUUCAUAUCAAGUUUGGAACAAAAUAUUAUAUCAAAACACUGAUGGAAAAUGUGAAAUAAAUGUUAUUUAAAUAAAAACAAUAUAAAAAACGGUGCGUUAAUUUACAUUUUAAAGGGGUUUGAAACUUUUUGUAUGGACGCUGGCAUAUCGACCCGCCGCUAUUUUGAUUUUUUUUCAAAAAAAUAUCUCGGUAAUGUGACGCUUUAGGGUACUAUGUUAUUAGACAUUUUUUGUUUGUCUAUGUAUCCUCUAUCCAUACAUACCACUUUAAUCGUGCGCCGCGAUUUUGAAAAAAAAUCAAAAUGGCGGCGGGUUUGAUAUGCCAGAAAGUUUCAAUGCCCUUUGUUCAGUUAAUUAUUUUUGUUAUAAAUUUGUAAAGUAUCUACAAUGUGUCUAUUAGACAAACUCUUUUGUUGUUUAAACUUUGAUAAGAGUCGGAAUGAUCCUGUAAAAUUCGUUUCUAAGACUGAAUGAUUUAUUGUAUUAUAAUGCACAAAAUAUUAAUUCUAGAUCGCACAUUUGAACAGACUUCGAUUUUUUUUAUAAUUAUUUUUGAAUGAUUAUCUGAUUUCGUAAUAUUUUAAUUAUCACAAGAUGUUAGUGAAUGUAGAGCCGAAUUUCAAGUGUAUCUGUGUGAGUGUGAAGUUUAAUUUAGGACUGCAAUUUAAAAUCGGGUAUUAUUCCGACUCUUAUGACAUAUCACGCGUAUGUACAAUUAUUAUGAUUAAAGUAGACAUGCCCUUGGGGUAGUUUUAUAGGAGAAAUCAAUUUUAACACAUAUAAUAUAUGGGUACCGGAUGCUCAACUCUGUAUGUUCACAAUCCAGUGGGUUAUGGUUCCUGAAUUUUUAAUUUAUUGACGGGGAAUCUGUAUCUACCUUAAAAAAUUACGUAGAGUUUAUAGAUGUAAAUAAUUGCGUAUGUGACAUCGCUUUAUUCCUAAAACGUAAAAUUAAUUGGUUGACACUAAUUCCACGUCGAUACUUUUGGGACACUUAGCAAUUAUGUUACUUAUUUAGGUGCAAAGUUCGGCGAGGCCGUGUCGGGUAAGAAGUGCCUUCGAUAAAGCAGGUUUCGAAUUUGUUUCGGGUUCAGUGAAUCUUUUUGAUAGUAUUAUAACAUUAUAAGGACUUGUAAUAAGAUUGCAUUACGUAGAUUUCCAGUGAUUUUAAAUCAAAAAAAAUAUUGAGUAUGUUUAAUUGAUGUCUAUAUGGUGCGAGACAAAAAUUUUAGAUAAUAAAGAUAUUUAAUCAAUAUCCACAAUCAUGUUAAUAUAUUUUAUGCAAAAUUUUCAUUACUGUCUAAUUGUGUGCAAUGUUGUGAUUAAUGCAAUAUCGAUUAGACAUUCGGAAGAGUUUCGUGUCAAAUCAAAAUAUUGAUAUUAUCCAUAUAGUGUUGAAUAAUUUGUACAUAUUGUGAUAUUUUAAUUUAAUCGUGUAAUAGGCAUGUAGGUUAGAGUAGUAAUUGUAUUCGGUGGACUACCUUUUCCGUCUGAAAUUAAUGCACAGCGUUCCUAACAUUGGUUUGUUGCUAACGGAGACGGCGGAAAAUAAUUACGCUUACCGUAGAGACCGGAUACAAUACGUUGGCAUCUAUAACGUCAACCAUUCAAUGUAUAUAGCGUGUCUGUCCAAUAUUAUUAUUUAAUAAAAUCUUGCGCAUGCGCCCUCGAAUAUUUUUACAUCAUUAGUUGGUGUAGGCUCAAAGGCAACUCGUGCGUCUACUGUCGCAAAUGUACGCAUAUAACUGCAUUGUACAAAGAUCUAUAUUUAUAAAUAUGUUUAAUGAUUGAAAAAAAUAAAGGUUUAUUUUGAA
Messenger RNA from Colias croceus (clouded yellow), 6989 nucleotides. It is a transcript of the gene pbl, whose product is annotated as protein ECT2. Gene Ontology annotation, cellular component: nucleus; cell cortex. Gene Ontology annotation, biological process: intracellular signal transduction; mitotic cytokinesis; regulation of cytokinesis, actomyosin contractile ring assembly. The record is from RefSeq and is a predicted model, not a curated record. The transcript is spliced from 20 exons. Gene Ontology annotation, molecular function: GTPase activator activity; guanyl-nucleotide exchange factor activity. NCBI's taxonomy places the organism in Eukaryota, Metazoa, Arthropoda, Insecta, Lepidoptera, Pieridae. Bases 193 to 4539 code for a protein of 1448 amino acids.